AUGCUAGUUCGAUUCGCUGCACUUUUUUCAUCAAGCAAAAUGUCGACGCUUGGCUACUGGAACAUUAGAGGGCUUGGCCAGCCAAUCAGAUUGCUGCUGAAUUAUGUCGGAGAAGAGUUUGAUGAUGUACAAUAUCAACAAGGAGUUGCGCCGGAUUUUAGCAGAGACGCUUGGCUGUCUGUCAAAAACACUCUCGGUCUGGCCUUUCCUAACCUACCAUAUUACAUUGAUGGUGAUACGAAGAUCACACAAAGUAACUCCAUCUUGAGGUACAUCGGGGAUAAGCAUGCCCUUUUGGGCAAAACUCCAAAGGAGAAAGUGGACUGUGACAUGAUGGUAGAGAAUGCCAUGGAUUUCAGGAAUGGAGUGGUCCGACUGUGCUACAAUAAGGAUUAUGAAAAAAUCAAGGACGACUACUUUGCCAAUGUCAAGGACAAACUGAGACAGUUCGCUGGCGAUAGUAUCACCAUCUGUGACUUCCCAAUUUACGAGUUACUGGACCAGCACAGACUGAUGAAGCCUGGGAUACUAGACGAUUACCCCAACCUGACCAAGUUUGUGGAGAGAUUCGAGAACCUCCCCAAAAUCAAGGCCUACAUGGCGUCCGAUAAAUUCAUGGCGCGACCCGUCAACAGUAAUCUGGCAAUGUUCAUGUGAUUUUUUCUCUAACACCGGCCUACCUUAAUAUCCUUAAAACUAUAAUUUUAAAAAAGCUCAUUUGUUUUCAAAGGUGGAAAAAAUAGUAUGUACAAUUAAUACAGCGGUGAUUUUUUUCUGAAACAGCAGUGCAUUUCCUUUUUUCUGUCCUUGUUUUGCGGGGGAAAUUGGUGAUGUAUUUUGAUGUACAUCUUUGUUCUGUAUGAAAUUUGUUCCUAUGCUUUAUUAAAAAAAAUCUUUGGAAACGCCGAUUGAUUGUGAUUGAAAAUAAUUUUAAAUAA
Messenger RNA from Magallana angulata, 938 nucleotides. Its product is annotated as glutathione S-transferase Y1-like. The record is from RefSeq and is a predicted model, not a curated record. Gene Ontology annotation, biological process: glutathione metabolic process. Lineage: Eukaryota; Metazoa; Mollusca; Bivalvia; Ostreida; Ostreidae. The coding region runs from base 1 to 657 and encodes 218 amino acids. The transcript is spliced from 7 exons. Gene Ontology annotation, molecular function: glutathione transferase activity.